AUGAGUUUUAAUAAAAAUAACCCCAACGCCAUGGGGAAAAUUAUGGGAUAUCUGAAGCAGAUCUCUACGGAAAUGGGGAGCGAACCAAGUCGUCGUGGACAAGGCGACGAGGAGAGACUAUACAAAACCCGAGGGCCCAAAUACACAAGAGUUCCAUCGAAGUCUACACUCUCCGCAUCCACGACUAGUACUUCACUUGCCACAACCUGUGGAUCCCAAGGGGUUCUUGUACCAAAUUACGCAACAAUCCCAGAACAAGCAUCAACUGAAAGCAGCAGCGAAGACGAACAAGAUUCGUUCGAAAAUACUCGCCGCCAUUUCCAGCAACUGCGGCAAAUCAGUUUAGGGAACGAAUUCAAGUACAAAAUGGAAAUGGAAAUUAAAAAUGACAAGGAGGAUAAUUUGAAAAAUUCUAGUCCAUUCAUAAAACAGUUGAGUUUGGACAGUAACAAAGUAACACAAGACUUCGCCAUCAAUGGCGAUGCUCCGCCGUACAUGCCGACAACCCAACGCCUCUAUUUGUGGACACAACUUUUGGCUGCAUUUGCUGUAUCAAUAUGUUCAAUGAUUGUGGGAUUCAGUUCCGCAUACACUUCUCCUGCACUUGCAAGCAUGAACGGAACUAUUUAUGGAAACCCCAUAAGUAAUGAGGAGAUUACGUGGAUUGGUGGGCUUAUGCCGUUAGCUGCAUUGGUGGGUGGUGUAGCCGGAGGUCCUCUAAUAGAUUGCUUAGGAAGACGAUGGACCAUUAUGGCAAUGGCUAUACCAUUUUUCUUGGGCUGGAUUUUAAUUGGUGCUGCAACAAAUGUUUUGAUGGUGUUUGCUGGACGUGUUUUCUGCGGUGUCUGCGUGGGAAUAGUUUCCCUAGGCUUCCCGGUCUACCUUGGGGAAACAUUACAGCCUGAAGUCCGAGGCGCGUUUGGAUUAUUACCCACUGCUUUUGGUAAUACUGGCAUUCUUUUAGCAUUUUUCGUCGGAAGCUACCUCGACUGGUCUAAAUUAGCCUUCUUUGGAGCCGCAAUACCGGUGCCCUAUUUUCUUCUUAUGCUAUUAACUCCAGAAACUCCACGUUGGUUGGUCUCUAAAGGGCGACCGGACGAUGCUCGCAAAGCUUUACAAUGGCUACGAGGAAAAAAUGCAAAUGUUGAAAAAGAAUUAAAAGACUUAACCCGAACCCAGGAUGACGCUGAUAAACAAGGAGGAAACGCUUUUAAACAACUUUUUAGUCCUAAAUACAUGCCAGCGGUUUUUAUUUCUCUUGGGUUAAUGUUAUUCCAACAACUAAGUGGAAUAAAUGCCGUUAUUUUCUAUGCAGCAUCAAUUUUUAAAAUGGCUGGAAGCAGUGUCGACGAGAAUUUAUGUAGUAUUAUUAUAGGAAUAGUAAAUUUUAUAUCCACUUUUAUAGCUACAGUCAUAAUAGACCGUUUAGGUCGCAAGGUGUUAUUGUAUAUUUCUUCGAUUGCGAUGAUAUGCACAUUAGUGACACUGGGAGCUUAUUUCUACAUGAUGGAUUCAGGAGCUGAUAUAAGUAACUAUGGGUGGUUGCCACUCGCAUGUUUAGUUAUAUACGUACUAGGAUUUUCGAUUGGCUUUGGACCUAUUCCAUGGCUAAUGUUGGGUGAAAUUCUGCCGUCAAAGAUUCGAGGUACUGCAGCUGCUUUAGGGACUGGAUUCAAUUGGACAUGCACCUUUAUUGUCACUAAAACUUUCCAUAAUAUAAUUUAUGCUAUAAAUAUGUCUGGUGCAAUGUGGUUAUUUGCUGUUAUAUGUAUUAUAGGGUUAUUUUUCGUUAUAUACUGUGUGCCUGAAACUCGAGGAAAAAGUUUAGAGGACAUUGAAAGAAAAUUGACUGGUGGUUCACGCAAAGUUCGAACUAUAAGUAGUAAACAAGUACAAAAUAUUUGCUAA
Arctia plantaginis is the source of this 1908-nucleotide messenger RNA. NCBI's taxonomy places the organism in Eukaryota, Metazoa, Arthropoda, Insecta, Lepidoptera, Erebidae. The record is from the annotation of a GenBank genome assembly.